Molecule: messenger RNA, 1711 nt
Organism: Vigna unguiculata (cowpea)
Lineage: Eukaryota; Viridiplantae; Streptophyta; Magnoliopsida; Fabales; Fabaceae
Gene: DTA4
Product: downstream target of AGL15-4
Source: RefSeq, a predicted model, not a curated record
AAAAGACAAAUAAUUAUAAAAGUUUUACACUGAACAAAAUCUAGGAUGAUGUUGAUUUAAACUUUAUGCAAUGGUAGUGGAAAUACAGGAAUCUAUGUUCAUGUUUUUUCACGAAGAAACAAACAUUAUGGUACUGACACAGAAAGCCCCCACAAGAAAAGAAGCAAUCAUAUUUGUUGUUUGAUGUUAUUAUUGGUUUUUUGUGUGUGAAGUGAAAUGAUGAGGAACACACUGGAAACAGGGCUGUAAAGUAAAGGAAGAGAAGCAGUGAGCAAAAAGCAAAACGAGAAAAAGGAAAAAGAAACGACGUCGUUAUGAUUCCCGGAACCAGUGUCGGCGGUAGAAGGGACACGCUAUCAUCGCUGGACCUUUUUCCCUUCGCUUUCCCACCAAAAAACCUUCGUUUGUUCCUUUCAAAUAACCACUCUCACUCUCACUAUCCCUCUUAAUUAAUCCAUUCGCUAAUUAAUGCUAUCGCCGUUUUCGCCCAUGCCGGAAAUCCCCGUCGAUUUCCGCGCGCCGCCGCCAUCUCCGGUGGCAUCCGGCCGGAGAUCCACCGUCACCAACGACGACGUUUUGACCGAGUUUCUAGAGGCCUCGCUCCGCGUCCCCGAUCUGGUCCUGCCGGACAAGAUCUUCCCCAAGCAGAACCACCUCGACGCGCCUCCCGAGGUCGACUUCGUGUCGCUCUGCUUCCACCGCGACGACGCUCUCCGCGACGUCGUUUCCGACUCCCUCGCCAGGAUCGGAUGCUUCCAGCUGCUAAACCACGGGAUUCCGUCGCAGCUGGUGGACUCCGCCGCCGCGGACGCCGCCAGAGUGUUCCAGGUGCCGCACGCUAAACGUGCAGCAGCGACUAGGUCGCCGGAGAAGCCGUGGGGGUUCGAGGAGUAUCACGCCGGAGAGGAGGAAGAAGAAGGUAGUGAGGAAUUCGUGUGGUGCAAUGAGGAGGAAUUGAAGUCGAAAAUGGAGGGAAUUUGGCCCAUUGGAUAUCCAAAUUUCAGUGAAAAGAUGGAAAAGCUUAUGUCACGCAUAGAGAUGGUGGGUAUGAAAAUGUUGGGUGUGAUACUGAAAAAGAAGAGUGCAGAAUUUGAGGGUGGGAAUGAGAAAGGGAAUGUUUGUUGCAUUUAUAAACAUGGUGGUGAUAAUACUAAGGAUGCAUGGGCUAAUUCCUUGAAAUACGAUGUGAUUAGAAUGCUGAUCAGGGGAACCGAUUACUCUCAUUCAUUGUGCUUCCAUCUUUGCAAUGGCUCUUCACAGUUUCAUGUUUACUCCAAGAAAAGUUGGCUCUCUUUCUUCCCUCACCCAGGUGCCCUUAUAGUAACAGCAGGAGAUCAAAUUCAGAUGUUGAGUGGAGGAGAGUACAAAAGUGUGAUUGGAAGAGCAAUCUUGAAAGCAGAGAAAGAAGAGAAGAUUUCAAUGGCUUUCCUGUGUUGUCCACAAAAGAAGAAGAAGAAGAAGAAUUUUGGAAGCAGUGAGAGUAGAAGUGUUUCACUUUCCCAGCAAGCCAUAUUGGCUUUAAUUCUGCCCCUUGUGUACAAUGUCAUCAUUUUUGUGUUCAAAAAAUUCAAUUCAUGAAAAGCAAAAUACAAAUCUACACCUUGAAUUCACCAACACUUGUACACACGCUCGUGAGUUCACAAACAUUGGACACUGUACACUUUCUUUUACCAUGUUUGUCUCUUUCUGAGUGUUCACACUUUUGCUUCAA